Molecule: messenger RNA, 552 nt
Organism: Sorex araneus (European shrew)
Lineage: Eukaryota; Metazoa; Chordata; Mammalia; Eulipotyphla; Soricidae
Gene: GP9
Product: glycoprotein IX platelet
Exons: 1
Coding region: 1-552 (183 amino acids)
Source: RefSeq, a predicted model, not a curated record
AUGUCUGCCGGGAAGACCCUGCUCGUGCUCGUGCUCCUGCUCCUGCUCCGGGGGUCCGCGGCGGGCGCCAGCGACUGCCCCGCGCCCUGCAGCUGCCAGCCCCUGGACACCAUGGGGCUGUGGGUGGACUGCGCGGGCCGCGGGCUCUCGGCGCUGCCCGCGCUGCCCGCGCACACGCGCCACCUGCUGCUGGCCAACAACAGCCUGCGCGCCGUGCCCGCCGGCGCCCUCGACCACCUGCCGCAGCUGCAGACGCUCGACGUGGCGCGGAACCCCUGGCACUGCGACUGCGGCCUCACCUACCUGCGCCUCUGGCUGGAGGACCGCGCGCCCGAGGCGCUGCGCCACGUGCGCUGCGCCAGCCCGGCCCUGGCGGCCGCGCGGCCCCUGGGCCAGCUCACCGGGUACGAGCUGGGCAGCUGCGGCUGGCGGCUGCGCGAGGACGGGGCCUGGCGCCGGCUCUGGGUGGACGUGGCGCUGCUGGCCGUGGCCGCGCUGGCCCUGGCGCUGCUGGCCGCGCUGCUGUGCGCGGUCUCCGAGCCCCGGCGCUGA